Molecule: messenger RNA, 1464 nt
Organism: Protomyces lactucae-debilis
Lineage: Eukaryota; Fungi; Ascomycota; Taphrinomycetes; Taphrinales; Protomycetaceae
Product: Alpha/Beta hydrolase protein
Exons: 2
Coding region: 1-1464 (487 amino acids)
Biological process (GO): L-homoserine metabolic process
Molecular function (GO): L-serine O-acetyltransferase activity; homoserine O-acetyltransferase activity
Source: RefSeq, a predicted model, not a curated record
AUGUCUGUCUGUCCUGCUGGUGGGUCUGGUCACGGGAUUGCUGGCUGGCUGCCUUCUCUAAACUACACCCGACGGCCCUUCUCCGCCACGAUACCGCCAAGGUCAGGCAGCAAUGCACAGCUCGAUUUCCCCUGCCUCGAUGCAAGUGAACAGCGCACACAACGUUAUCAAAUAUCCCUCGAAUCAGGCCCAGAACCCAGCUACUCCAGCUCACCCGAGGGUGUCCAAACGUGGCAUUCAUCAGAAUCCUUGACAUGCGACUAUGGCGGGCAUUUACCUUCCUUCGACAUUGCAUAUGAGUCUUGGGGCACAUUGAACGCAGAUAAGUCCAACGUCAUCUUACUCCAUACAGGUCUCUCUGCAUCCAGCCAUGCUCACUCAACACCAGAAAACACACAACCCGGUUGGUGGGAGAAGUAUAUCGGUCCCGGCAAACCCCUCGAUACAGACCACUUUUACAUCAUUUGCACCAAUGUCCUAGGUGGCUGUUUUGGUAGUACAGGACCGCGCUCUCUGGAUCCAGCAGAUGGGCAACCCUAUGCAACGCGCUUUCCCAUUCUCACACUCAACGAUAUGCUUCGUGCGCAAUUCAAAUUGCUUGAUCAUUUGGGCAUUUUUCGACUAUUCGCUAGUAUCGGUAGUUCGAUGGGUGGCAUGCAAUCUCUUGCAGCAGCCACCCUCUUUCCAAACAGAGUAGGUGCUGUUGUCUCCAUCUCUGGCUGUGCAAAAUCACACCCUUACAGUAUCGCACUCCGUCACUCUCAACGACAAAUCAUCAUGGCCGAUGCAAACUGGUCGCGAGGCUUUUACUAUGAUAAAGUACUCCCGCACGCAGGCAUGAAAUUAGCCAGACAAAUUGCAACGAUAUCCUAUCGAUCAGGUCCAGAAUGGGAACAUCGAUUUGGUUCACGACGUGCAAAUGAAACACUCGCACCGGCAUUCUGUCCAGAUUUCCUUGUCGAGACGUAUCUGGACCAUGCUGGUGAAAAAUUCAUUGGUUCCUAUGAUCCAAAUUCAUUGUUGUACGUCUCAAAGGCAAUGGACUUGUUCAACCUUUCUGGUAGCUACCAACAACGACUUGCGCAACUACAACAAGCCGGUGGAUUUGCACAGCAAGCGGAUUUAUGCAGAACAGCAGCAUACCCUGAACAACCCGAUUCCACAACCAUUUCUGGAUCAGCAGCCACUGCAACAAUUCGUCAAUCUGCCGUCAAGGAUCUCGCGCAAGGCAUGCAAUCUAUGCGAGAAACACCCACCCUUGUGGUCGGUGUACAAAGCGAUAAUCUCAUGCCUGUUUCAUGUCAACGUGAAAUUGCAGAUGCAUUGAGGGAGACGGGGAAUAUGGAUGUUCAGUAUUCUGAGUUAUCGCUUGAGCAGUCGCAUUUCGGGCAUGAUACAUUCUUGUUGAGUGAAGAGGUCGGUCAGUAUGUGCGUGAAUUCCUCACUAGGCGUCGUAUAGCAUAG